Coffea eugenioides is the source of this 1283-nucleotide messenger RNA. RefSeq names its product tetraketide alpha-pyrone reductase 1-like. The record is from RefSeq and is a predicted model, not a curated record. Gene Ontology annotation, molecular function: oxidoreductase activity, acting on the CH-OH group of donors, NAD or NADP as acceptor. Lineage: Eukaryota; Viridiplantae; Streptophyta; Magnoliopsida; Gentianales; Rubiaceae.
AUGGAGGAAAACGUGGAACUCAGGGGCAAAGUAUGCGUUACCGGUGCAUCUGGCUUUCUGGCUUCUUGGCUGAUCAAGCGACUGCUGCUGUCUGGUUAUCGAGUAACCGGGACGGUCAGAGAUCCAGAAAAUGCCAAGAAGGUAGCACAUCUUUGGAGGCUGGAGGGAGCAAAAGAGAGACUGGUGCUGGUGAAGGGCGACUUAAUGGAGGAAGGCAGCUUCGAUGAUGCAAUAAUGGGCUCUGAAGGUGUCUUUCACACUGCUUCCCCUGUUCUAGGGCGACCAGCAUCCGAUCCCAAGGCUGAAAUUUUGAAACCUGCUAUUGAGGGUACGCUAAAUGUGCUGCGUUCGUGCAAGAAAAAUCCAUUUCUGAAGCGUGUUGUUCUGACCUCGUCUUCCUCAACUGUGAGGGCAAGAGAGGAUUUUGAUCCCAACGUACCACUGGACGAAUCAUCUUGGAGCUCUGAGAUACUCUGCGAGAGACUUAAGAAGAUCUGGUAUGUUUUAUCAAAAACUCUGGCGGAGAAGGCUGCCUGGAAAUUCUGCGAGGAGAACAAGAUUGACCUGGUCACCGUUCUCCCCUCAUUCGUGAUUGGACCUAGCUUGCCUCCGGAGUUAUGUUCCACAGCGGCCGACGUCCUUGGCUUGCUCAAAGGGGAGACGCAGAAAUUCGAAUGGCAUGGAAGAAUGGGAUAUGUGCAUAUUGACGAUGUUGCGCUGUGUCACAUCCUGGUGUAUGAACGCAGGAAUGCUCAAGGACGAUACCUCUGUUCUUCCACUGUCCUUGACAAUGAUGAGCUCGCCUCCAUUCUAUCCGCUUCCUACCCUGCCCUGCCUAUACCCAAAAGGUUUCACAAGCUUGAUAACAGACCAUCUUAUGUGAAUACAUCGAAGCUGGAGGGCUUAGGAUUCAAGAACUUCAGGUCCAUCCGGGAAAUGUUCGAUGACUGCAUCGCAUCCCUGGUGGAACAAGGCCACCUUUCUUCUUCUUGAUCAACGUCUACUCUUGGCCAUGACUACAGUCACUGCAACAAGUCAAAAGACCAUUUUUUGACCAUGUCUACUCUUGGUUCAGAAUCCUUUUUUUUUUUUUCCUUUUUUCCAUAGGGCUUUCCAGGUUUAUUGUGUCUUUAUUUGCGUUGUUAUAGUGCAAAAGUCCUGUGUCUACCAUCCCAGUUGCAACUGUGUCCUGUUUGAGGCUCUCAAUUUCUAAAGAUUGAGAUAAACGCUAUAACUUUUCUAGUCCAAGAAAGGGUAAAAAAUAGAAAAUGUUGGAGCCUAAA